AUGGCCGCUUCACUGGCCAAUGACCCUGAACACGUUGCGCGUAUCAUGCUGUCCUGGCACUCGCUCGACCUCGUCUCGUGCGAAAAUUUACAGACUCUGUGGGCUGGUUAUGGAAGGAUCUGUGCGAUCACAGCGCGAGCCACCACCGACGAAGCGGCACAGCAUCUGAGCAAGCUGUGUGGAGUGGAACCGCGAGCCGCGGGGGCCACCUAUCCUCUGAUUCUGAAGCUGAUCUCGCCACCAGGCAAUAAUGGCUUGGGCCAGGAGGACGAGGGCCACUUGCGGAAAAUGCUCAGCUACGAGGUGGAGCAGACUUUUUAUAGUGACGUGGUCCCGCUCUUGGGCGAUGGAAUCGUCGUGGCCAAGUCUCUGGCCUCGACGCGACAGAUGAAGGGCCAAAAAAGCGAGGCGGAACUUGGCGGUCUGCUGGCCACGCUCAUGGUGGAUUUAUCUCCCAGAUUCCCGGUUCCUGGAGGGAAGAGGAGUGCCCUGAAUCGCACGCAGGUGCAGAGCUCGCUAGAAUGGUUGGCCCGCUUUCACGGCCGCUCGUGGGGGUUGCUCCCAGACAGCCUCGACCGAUAUCUCCUGCCUCCCCUUCAAGAGCACGAGAGAAGACGGCAACAGUGUACCGGCAACGACGCCUUCGGGCGAGGCUUGUGGCUAAAUGGCGGGUACACGUAUCUAUCAACCCGUCAGGGAGAGUACGCUUCUCUCGCUCGAGACGCCCACUCAGAAUGGUCCAGUCUUAUGUGUCAGCCGUGGCCGGGUUGCUCUAUGUCUGUCGCCGAGAUGGCUGCAUUUUUCUUAAGCCCUCGCGGGAGGCCAUUCGAAUCGUAUAUCCAUGGCGACGUCAAGUCGGAGAACCUCUUUACCACGGAAAAUGGUGACGAGGUGGCGUUCUUUGAUUUUCAAUAUGUUGGGCUGGGUUUAGGUGUCUGUGAUCUCGCGAAACUAUUCACUUGUUCAGUGCCUCUGGACAUGCUUGUGGAGGCCUAUGAGCCUUUGCCAGAGCGGCUGGCAAUGGGAGAUGGCGAGAGGCGACUGCUGAAACAGUAUCACGACAGCCUUUUGUGGGAUAGGCAGCCGGACUUCUACGAAUGGGCGACGUUCAAGCGACACUGGGAAACGGCUCUAGUGGAUUGGUGUAGAUUUCAGGCCUCCUGGGGAUUCUGGGGCAACACGGAGUGGCUUGAGGCCCGUGUAAGAUCAAUCAUAGACAAUAACGAGUGGAGAGAUUGGCUCCUUCGAAAUACUAGUACAUAA
Molecule: messenger RNA, 1263 nt
Organism: Penicillium daleae
Lineage: Eukaryota; Fungi; Ascomycota; Eurotiomycetes; Eurotiales; Aspergillaceae
Exons: 1
Coding region: 1-1263 (420 amino acids)
Source: RefSeq, a predicted model, not a curated record